GUUCCUUCAGCAUACGCUCUGCUUGGAUGUACUCUCCUUCUUUGCUGGGACUAGCCGGAUGCAUGUAUAGCUGGAUAACUUGGUUCAAAAACAUGCCUUUUUCUGUGCUUUACUUCAGUUUCUGCUCCUUUUUCAGGUGGAUUGCCAGCUGCUGACUGCUCUUGUACCUCUAAACCAAGGCAUGCUACGUGUUCACUGCCAAUGACGAUGACCAUGACCCUUCACACAAAAAAACCUGGUGUUGCUUUAAUGCACCAGAUACAAGGCAAUGAACUAGAGCCUGUGAACAGACCUCAGAUGAAGAUUCCUCUGGAACGGCCGAUCAGCGAAAUGUAUGUGGACAGCAGCAAGACUGGGGUUUUCAACUACCCAGAAGGGGCUGCUUAUGAUUUUUCAACUGCCUCUCCGGUAUAUAGUUCAACCAGCCUCAGUUAUGCCCCAACAACAGAAUCGUUUGCGUCUAGCAACCUAGGAGGAUUUCAUUCUUUGAAUAAUGUUCCUCCAAGUCCAGUAGUGUUUUUACAGACAGCACCACAGCUUUCCCCUUUUAUUCAUCACCACAACCAGCAAGUACCUUACUACCUUGAGAAUGAAUCAAACAGCUUUGCUAUGCGAGAAGCUGCUUCAACAGCCUUCUACAGACCAGGCUCAGAUAACAGACGUCACAAUGGCAGGGAGAGACUGGCUAGCACCAGUGACAAAGGAAACCUGCCCAUGGAAUCCACCAAGGAGACCCGGUACUGUGCUGUGUGCAACGACUAUGCUUCAGGCUACCAUUAUGGUGUUUGGUCCUGUGAGGGUUGCAAAGCUUUCUUCAAAAGAAGUAUUCAAGGUCACAAUGACUAUAUGUGUCCUGCUACUAACCAGUGCACCAUUGACAAGAACAGGAGGAAAAGCUGCCAGGCUUGCAGGCUACGUAAAUGCUAUGAAGUUGGAAUGAUGAAAGGUGGAAUUCGGAAAGACCGCAGAGGGGGCCGUAUGCUGAAACACAAACGUCAAAGAGAGGAAAAUGACAGCAGAAAUGCAGGAGCUUUAACUGAGGCAAGGAGCACUGCUCUUUGGCCGAGUCCCCUGAUGAUCAAACAUAGCAAAAAGAACAGUCCAGCCUUGUCUCUGACUGCAGAUCAGAUGGUCAGUGCUUUACUAGAGGCAGAGCCACCUGUUGUCUACUCAGAAUAUGAUCCUAGCAGGCCUUUCAAUGAAGCUUCUGUGAUGACACUGCUAACCAACCUUGCUGACAGAGAACUGGUGCACAUGAUCAACUGGGCAAAAAGAGUUCCAGGAUUUGUGGAUUUAGCACUCCAUGAUCAAGUCCAUCUACUGGAAUGUGCCUGGUUAGAGAUAUUGAUGAUUGGCUUAGUGUGGCGAUCCAUGGAGCAUCCAGGAAAGCUGUUGUUUGCCCCUAACCUAUUAUUGGACAGGAACCAUGGGAAGUGUGUUGAGGGUUUUGUGGAAAUAUUUGACAUGUUGUUGGCCGCUUCUUCUCGCUUUCGAAUGAUGAAUGUCCGGGGAGAAGAAUUUGUGUGCCUUAAAUCCAUCAUCUUACUCAAUUCUGGUAUCUAUACAUAUCUUUCCAGUACCUUAAAAUCACUAGAGGAAAAGGAUCAUAUCCACCGUGUCCUAGAUAAAAUCACGGAUACUUUGAUGCAUUUGAUGGCCAAAUCAGGCCUCUCUCUACAGCAGCAGCAUAGACGACUGGCUCAGCUUCUUCUCAUCCUUUCCCACAUCAGGCACAUGAGCAAUAAGGGAAUGGAGCACCUUUAUAGCAUGAAGUGCAAGAAUGUGGUCCCUCUGUAUGAUCUUUUGCUGGAAAUGCUAGAUGCCCACCGCUUGCAUGCCCCUGCAGCAAGAAGCAGCCCUCCAAGGGAAGAUGAUCCUCUGAAUCAGCUCGUUGUCACAUCUCCUUCAGUGCAUUCCUUGCUACCUUGCUAUGUGAACAAACAGGAAGAGGAAAAUGAGCAAGAAGCAGUUUGAGAGUCUACAUUUCAAUGAGCCCAGAUAUUUCUGAGAAUCCCAUCAGCAGACCACCUAAUUCAGGCUUACCUGAACUUGUACCAUGUGUAAGCACUCCAGUAUUUGCCAAUUAUAAUUGCCAAACUGAUUGUUUAAAUUCCUAAUGAAAGAACAUUUUAUCAAUUUAAUCACAACAUGGGGUUCAGAAAACAAUCCUUUGUUGUAAGUGUUAAAUAUCACACAAUCCUAAGGAUUCCUGUAGUUUUUGCUGGUGUCAAAUUAAAAAAUUGGGUGGCCUUUAAAAAGGAAAUCACUUGGGCAAAAAUCCUACCUGGGUUUGAGUAGUGAUGUUUACAUGUAAUGUUUAUUGGCUCUUUUUAAAAGUCAAGAAUUUUACCACACAUACACUAAAAGCAAUGACAGUGACAAGCUCAAAUUUUGUUAGACUUCUUUCAUUCAUAUUUUAAGAGAAAGAAAAAAAUGGCAGUGGAAUUUGGUUGCCUCUGUGGGACUUUUUUCUUUCAGGGAUGUAGUCAAUAUACAGCAAGAUGAUUUUUAUUAACUCUUUAAACUGCUUGUACAACUGAUUCAGCAAACAAACAAACAAACAAACAAAACACCUUUCACUUAACUUGUUGCGGGGAGUGAAACUUGAGGUGCUAGGUUAUAGUCAUAUUCAUAGUGGGUUUCACAUUAUUGUAAAGAUGGGCAGGUAGUUUUCAAUUCACAUGAAGAAUUCCUAGCUGGGCAGCUAAAGGCAGAAGCUGAGACCCUGCCUCCUGAUCUUGCCACAGUGCCAUAACUGUGCUUUCCGUCCAACCCUUGAAAUCCAUCUUAAAAGCUAGUCAGCCAUCUGGAGCAAUGGAUGUCUGUGCUGCUUCUGAGGAAGGUGCUGCCAGAUGACAUGUCCAGUGCCCUCUUUCUAAAGAGCAGUGCUCUGCCCAGAAGCAGGGACCCCUGUUGAGAUCCCUGUCUGUGAACAUCUAGAAGGCAAUGCCAUAAUCACAAAAAGUCAACAUGGGUUUCAGAGAAACAAGUCAUGCCAGACAAAUCUGAUCUCUUUCUUUGAUAAAGUUACCAGCUUGGUAGAUGAAGGGAAGGCAGGGUGUUGGACUGGAUGGCCCAUGCGGUCUCUUCCAACUCUAUGAUUCUAUGAUCUGUAGCACCUCUUUAUCACAGUGCCAUUUGCUGGUGGGAGGGAAUUAUUUACGUCAUCCUGCAGCACCCCAGUUGGCAGCAGCACAGACUUUCAUCACUUCAAAUGGCUGGCUGACUUUUAAGGUGGGUUCCUCUGUCAUUUGUGGUUGUAGCAAUAGUGCCAUGAUUGCAAAUGAGAAUACAAAGCAGUUAUGGUGUCCUAAGUCUAACUUAGAAUAUUGGGCCUGGUUAAGAGGAUGCCAGCCAGAAUUUGAUAUAUAUGUCUACUGAGGUCUGUAGUGAAUCCAAAUUAAAGGAUUCCUAGUUUAAAACAAUAUACUUUACACCAGUGGUCCCCAAACUGUACCUUUGAAGAGAUUUUGGACUUCAGCUCCUGGAAGCCUCAGUAGUCUGGGAUUCUGGGAGCCGAAGUCCAAAAUCUCUUAAAGAGCACAGUUUGGAGUCCACUGCUUUAUCCAAUUGUGAGUCACUUUGACAAUUACAGGUGGUCACCACAUGGAUUUUAAUAUACAUCAAUCAUUGCCUAUCACCUUUGAUUUGAAAGGUAAUUAAUAGAUUUUAUGAACAGAAAGAUAUAUUGAUAUGAUCCAGUCUGUAUAUUAUCUGAUAUGGUAUGUGCAGCCUGGAAAAAUUCUCUACAAUUCUCAGAACUUAUAGCCACUGGCCACAGUGGCGAGUAGGUUCUGGGACUUGUUUUUCCAGAGAACACCUUUUUACAGCUUUGAUGUAAUGGAUAGCCACCUUGGGUCCCUUUUUGGGAGAAAGGAGGCAUAUAAAUAAAUAAAUAGACAGACAGGCAAAUUCUGGCAAUGGAAAAUCUACUUUGGCUGCCAGCCCCAAAAGGGGGCACUGCAUUGGAAUAGAAACUACCGAGACGAUCUGUCUUUCCCACUUGAUUUUGCCAUUUUCUAAUCCCAGUGAGCCAUAUGCACAGGCAAGCAGCAGCUUCACUGUUUGGGUGGCUUAGGAAUUUGGUUUUAAAGAAAACUGUUGUUUCUAAUGGUUGUUCUGUUUUCCAGAAAUUGUGGGUCUGCUCAGUACAAUCCAUACUACACAGGAGAAGGUAAAUUGAGCUCCCUAGAUUCCAUUUAGGUCAUGUAGCAAGCCCUUAUGUUUGUAUCAGAUGCUCCCCAUUGUACAAAAAUGCACCUGAGCUCUGUGUUGGGGGGGGGGGGGGAAUACUACUGGCAGAAAGGAGGAGUGAAGUGAGUAAAGGACAAUUUGUGUUGCACUACAAGAGAGGUCACUGUCUGCCUUUUUUUUUACCAUGCACAUACUGACCCCAACCAAAGUGAUGAGAACUCAAAUGGGGCAGAAUAGACCUAAAUCUGCAGGUGAUCAUCACUCGCUGCUUUUGUUAUGUAUUCUGUGUUCCUGCCGCCACCCCUAAGCUAUAGAAAGCAUUACAGCACUAAUGUUGUGAAUAGUUUUCAUCUUGUCUUGAUUUGAUAGUGCUUUCACCAAUGCCUAUAUCUUCAGCUUCAUUUUUGGCGGCCUUGCUUUUUAUUAAUGUAAUGAAGUAUUUGUCUUUGUGCAAUCAAAAGGUAAAACUACAAAAAAAAAAAAAAUCUGCUUUGAAACUUUCUCCAAACUAUUGGGGUCUACAAAGUGCCUUGUUAAAAAUGAUGCAUUUUAAUUUUGAAGCGCUCAUGUUGUAGCUUAUUUCUGUAUCAUUGAUGCACUUGUAUAUUGCACUGCAUGAUGUAUAAGCAAGAAAACAUACGUGUGGGAGCCACAAUUUAAAUAAGCAGCACAGUUUUAUCCAUUUGUAUUGCUGUGCUUCACUAAGGUUGCAAUCCUAGGUUGCUGCUAAACAGCAGAUUUAAUGCCCUUUGACAUUGCUUUGACUGUCAUGGCUCCAUCCUAUGGAAUCCUGGGAUUUGUAGUUUGUUGUGGUACCAGACCUCUCUGCCUGAGAAGGCUAAAUGUUUAGCACAGCUACAAAUCCCAGAAUUCCAUAGCAUAGCCCUGUCAAACUGCAUUAAUUCUGCAGUAUAGAUGCAGCCCUAUACACAUUUUCCUAGGAGUAAGUCCCAUUCUACUGAAUGGUACUUCCUACUAUGUACGUAUAGAACUGCACUGUAAUAAAUUUAACGCCCCUGUUUUUUUUACGAUGGGAUACUAUUAGCUGUUUCCCAAUCCACUUGUUCUUUGUCAGCAGAGAGCUCUAAUCUGUAAAAUGAAUUCUCAGUUCAUUUCAGUGAAAAUGGCACUUCCAUUGAAGACAUUUGAGAUGCCAAGAGCCUUUCCCUCCAUGAAAAUGAAUGGGAAUAAAAUUUCAGGCAAAGAGCUCUAUGGGUGCAAUGGAAAACAGGCAUUGCAUUAGAGAAUUAUGAGUUAGACCUCUAGAAUGGGGGUGUAUACAGCAGAAUUAAGCCAUUACUGAUCUCAAGAGGAUAACUAUUUCCUUGGUUCUCCCAAGCCACUCAGUAGAUUUACAUUAAUUUCAGUAACUGACAAAACAGUGUUUUUGGUGAAGAGCCACUGAAUGCAUUGUUUUGAGUGGUGAAGUAAAACGGUCAGAACAAAACAAAGCUAUCGGGGAGUGGGAGAACCAUAACACCUUGCUGUGAGAUUUUAUGUUUUUUUUCCAUCUUUAGGUUUAAAGUCAAUAUACAUGUGAUGGGUUGAGAUUGGAAGUCCAAGGGGUGGGUGGGAAAUGUGUUGCUUUCUGGUAAAAGUCUUAACUGUAAGGAAAAUGUCUAGUUGUCAUUAUUGUUAGUCUGCUGAAAUGCAUUGUUUUAUCAUUAUUAUUGAAAGCACCUUAAAUAAUGCAGAGUGUGUGUUUUUAUGCAUAUUAUACACACAUGCAGAGCUCACCUAUCAGACAACUGAAUGUAGCUAUUCUAUAAACUCAUUCAACCAACUGAAAUACAAUGAAAUCACCACACUUUGUUUAUAUACUUUUCAGCUAUCUUAUCUCAUAUGCAAUCAUUGGUACCUGAGGCUUGGCGAUUGUUAGAAAUCACUAUUUCAUAUCAAUUUUUAUAUUUACAAUAGUCAAAGCAGCAGUAACUUAGCCUAAUACUGAAAAUGAUAAGGAAACAAUCCUUUAAUGAAAGAAGAACAUUCAAGGCAGCUAAUUAUGCUUUUUACCAAAAUCGUACAAAUAUUGCUCUGAGAUAUACCUAACAGGGCACAAGGAGUUUUCUUUAAAAACAAAACAAAAGAUUUAUACUUAGAUGUAAAAGCAACAAAAUAUAUGCCCUAGGGAUAUAGGAAAUACAGUGCUACAUGCCAAAUCAGAAGAGAGCCAAUUAAUUUGCCUUACUCUGAAUGUCAGUUAGGAGGUUCACAAAGAGAAAAGGGAGUGGUAUUUUGUGUUGUUGCUUGUUUUAGUGGUGGCAUUUUUUUUAGUAGGGGCUCUCCCCCGCCCCCCGCCCCCCAAUGAAAGCUGUUUUUGUAUUCAGUAACACUGUGAACACUUGAUUGGGCACAGUUCCUCUCACACAAAGUUUCCCUCCUGCGGCCGUCCUCUUCUGUGUGGCAGGGAAAUUACCCUUUACAUCUUUGUGCCACAAAUCACCAUUCCCUUAUAUAUCCUGCUAUGCACAGAGAAGCAAAACUGAUCCAUCCCUCUGCUUCUCACAUGAAGGAAGCAAACACUCGUAUGAGGUUGUAGCACACAAUGAGAAUGGCAUUAUCUACCAGAGCAGUACAGGUAUAGUCCAAUGAAAUGUAAACAACCAAUUUGCUCUUCCAGACUGUCUCUCUAGCCAUAUUUUUACUUGCAUCAUUGCAAGAAUGAAUGCCUCCACACUCAAGUUUUCUUGUGUGGUGCUAAUGUUGUAUAUGCAGUGGCACUCUUCUAUUCUUGGAUAUUUCUGGAAUGAGCUAAGGGAGGAGCAACAAAAAUUCACAGCUGCAUCACCCUGAUGUAUCUGUGCAGAAUGACUUUUCUUUAAAGACCUUUUAGUUUCAGAUCUUUUGUGGCAACAAAUGCUCAGGAUUUGUGUGAAGAAGGUGAUAAUAGUCAGAGAUAUUGACCAGAAGCCUGCCAGUGGUUUAUGAUGGUAUAAUCUCCUGUUACACUAACAUAACUAUUUUCAUUGUGCAAGGAGGCAUCUAGCAUCUUCCUGUGCAAUGCAGGACAGCAGAACAGCUUCCAGGCCCAACUCUGGCCUCCCUGACCACUGGUUUGCUAUGGGGAUGUUUCUGGUUGCUUUAUGCAAUGGUUCACCCUCUGUUGAGCAGGAUAGGGAAGCUGGCAGAGAUCACACCUCCAGUAGUCCUCUUGGAUCUUGGCUGUUGUCCUCUUUCACCAGCAGUAUGUGCUGAGAAAUGAUGCAAAUGAACUAAUUUUUCUUGUUGAGGAAAGUCAGUCCUCAUCGUUUAAUGGCUCACUCUGCAGACAGUAAAGCAGAGGUGGACAUAUACUGAAAUUAGAAGAGGCCUCAGCUGACAGACCAAGAGUAGAUAAAGGGGCUUCUACAGACUCUUGUUUCUUGUUCCUUGAUCUGUUGUCAAACUAUCAUUACACUUUUGUCCCCAGCCCCAUGGAGUGGUCUCUCUAAGGAACAACCACAAUUUUCCCCACCUUGUGGGCUGCUCUGCAGUGUUGAGGGACCCUUUUGCAUAUUGUUAUGGACCCAGUCCUCCCACACUGAAAACUGAUGAGCGCUUGAUCCAGUCAACACUGCAGAAUAUCCUGUUCCACACCACAUGAAUGGCCCUGAAUGAGGAUGCACUUUCCCAGCCACACUAAAAGUUGGAUCCAGCCAGUUCAAGGGAACCAGGACAAAUGCCACAAUGUACACCUUCAUUCACGUUGAGUAUACACACAGAAUUCUGCUUCCGUAUAUAGUUCACUAUUACGGGAUCUUGGUGCUAGUGUUUGCCGUUAGUUUCGGUGUGAACCUGAGCCUUUGUUUCAUAUGCUAGUUCUUAAUGCUACUGCUUUUAAUGCCAGCCAACUUUUAAGUAAGUGAACUUUUGGAGAUGCAAACACUCAAGGUAUUUCCUGCUGAAUCGGUCAAAUGAAUCGAUUGCUUUAUGUUGCAAGCCAGCUACUCUGAAAGCUAUUUUUCAAAUAUGCCGUGGCUUUGUGAAGUGAGUCUUCAGAUCUGAAGUGAGUGCUAAGUUACAGUUGAUCUUAGUGCAGUAUUUUGAAAGCUAUCAGGCCUAACAUGGACAGCAUCAUUGGAAUGGAAUUGUGAUAUAAACCUUGGGGUACCAAUAGAAAUAUUUUUUUACAUGAAACGCCUUUUCUUUAUCAGUGCACUAUUUAGUUUUAAUUCAGAUAUGGAUGUAUUUCUGUCUUGAAUGUUGUUCUGUAUGUGAUCAUUGCCUUUUAAGGGGCACUACAAUUUUGCACUGUCAUAGAGAGAUUUUUUGUAGAAAAUCUAACCUUUUUUCUUGCAUUCAAAUGUGCCUAAAAUUUAUAUGCUGCCAUGCUGCAACCCUGUCUUUAGUAGGAAUGCCAUCCUGCUGUGCACCUUCAAAAAAAAAUGCAGUGUACUCCACAAUCUUGAAGUGCCAAUCGGAGAAUAGUAAAAGGAUGCUAGUCAGAGAAUAAACUCAAGAAGCCACUUUAAGCCACCUUAUUGUAUAUAUGAAUAUUUUAAAAAUUAAGCUUUUGUGCACUACAUUCAUCUUUCAUUGUAAAGUUUCCCCUUUACUAUGAGGCUCAUGUGCCAUAAUGUAUUUGUUGAAUUAUUCUGCUCUUUUGCUGAUACAUAUAAUAGUAUAACUGAUGUCUGUUUUAUUAGGAUAUUGCUUUGUUAAAUGAAAGGAAAGGUAAAAUCCUUUCAUUUUUUACCUUCAAAAGAAUGUUACAAAAGCUUCAAAAAAAAUCAGCAGGAUGCAUAAUCUGUUAAGAUUUUCUCAGCUUUGUUGUCAAAAUAAAAUAAUGACCCAUAAAAAGCUC
Molecule: messenger RNA, 8977 nt
Organism: Sceloporus undulatus (fence lizard)
Lineage: Eukaryota; Metazoa; Chordata; Lepidosauria; Squamata; Phrynosomatidae
Gene: ESR1
Product: estrogen receptor 1
Biological process (GO): steroid hormone receptor signaling pathway; regulation of DNA-templated transcription
Cellular component (GO): nucleus
Molecular function (GO): zinc ion binding; sequence-specific DNA binding; nuclear estrogen receptor activity
Source: RefSeq, a predicted model, not a curated record